Eucalyptus grandis is the source of this 1365-nucleotide messenger RNA. RefSeq lists its product as uncharacterized. Gene Ontology annotation, cellular component: plasma membrane. The transcript has a single exon. The record is from RefSeq and is a predicted model, not a curated record. The coding region runs from base 471 to 1076 and encodes 201 amino acids. NCBI's taxonomy places the organism in Eukaryota, Viridiplantae, Streptophyta, Magnoliopsida, Myrtales, Myrtaceae.
ACACUCUCUCUCUCUCUCUCUCUAUCUCACAUAUCAGGUCUCUUUCAACAGGGAAAAAAGUGGGAUUUAACCCAUGAUGUUCCCUCCACAUGCAGCCCAAUAAAAUAAUUUUGCCUUCCUUGUUAAGCACAAAGUGGGAAAGACACCACUCAAUUGGGGAUUAAGGAGGGCAUGCAAGUUUGGUAUUUUUGCCCUCCCUUGUCCCCUCAAUAAAGCUUCCUUAGGGAGAUUCAUAGAUACAGCAAAGGCUUCUCACUCGCUUCCCCUCCCACAUCACAAAAAGAUACCAAACCGUACCAACAAGCGCAAAGAACCCAAGUUAACUCGCUCUUCCUUCCCACCCCAGCCAUCCAAACGCCUGAAAAUUUGUCUUUGGGCAGGAAGAAGCAAGAACACCAGCUUGUGCUUGGCCCUCAUGUUGUCUCUCUCAAGGCAAAACUCCAGUCCCUCAUCCUGUUAUCACCUCUAACAUGCCGAAGGGAUCUCUUGGCGUGAGUGAGAGGCGGACCCACCCGCUCAUCUGGUGCGCGGCCGUCAUCUGCGUCAUCCUCUCGUUGGCCGUGAUCAUUGCCGGCAUCGCCGUGUUCAUUGGCUACAUCGUCGUCCACCCCCGGGUGCCAUUCAUCAGCGUCGUCGGAGCGAACCUCGACAUCUUCCGGAUCGAUUACGGCGGGGUCCUGGUGACCCAGGUGACCAUCGACAUCAAGGCCGAGAACGACAACGCCAAGGCCCACGCGAGCUUCCAGAAGAUGGAGCUGAUUCUCAGCUACGACGGGGAGAACAUCGCGCUGCUCCGCGCCUACCCGUUCGACGUGAAUAAGAAAGACUCCAUGGUGUUCCACUACGUCGUGCAGUCGUCCCCGAUCCCGCUCAACCCAGAGCAGUCCAACCGCGCCGGCGAAUCUUUGGAAAAGAACAAGGUGACGUUCGACCUGAAGGGCACUGCCAGGGCCCGCUGGAGGGUGGGGCGUCUGGGCUCGGUCAAGUUUUGGUGUCACCUAGACUGUCACCUCCAGUUUCACCCUCAAAACCAGACGUACAUGCACUUCCACCAUUGCAGUUCAAGAGGCAAAUGAGAGGGAAACCCUCAGUCUUAUUCCACUACGAAUCGGGUCAAUUGCAAUCAUCGACGACGACAAGUCUCGUGUGAACUUCAAUAACGUGAUCCACCGGCCCUGAUGACAUCGAUAUCUUGGACUUGUACCCAUGAUCCCCCAUUGCUAAUACACACUCCACUAGGCUUAAGAGUAACAAAGCUGUAAUUUUCUUUGUGGAGCAAUAAAGCUGCUAGAGCUAGCAAUCACUUUUUUUCUCUUCUCUUGUCUUUCUUUACAACCUUCUGAAGCAGCUUCUGGAGUUCUUUGC